This is a messenger RNA of Symbiodinium sp. CCMP2592, 1443 nucleotides long. Lineage: Eukaryota; Dinophyceae; Suessiales; Symbiodiniaceae. The record is from the annotation of a GenBank genome assembly.
AUGUGGUCACCAGAAGUUCGCAAGUUUGUCUACGAGGAGAACUCGACGGCAACAUCGGAGAGCUCCGAGCUCCGAGCGUCGCGAGGAUCUGAGAAUCAAUGCACCUCCAUGGCGAACACGCUGGUUGUGUAUGCGCGGCUUUACUACGAAAGCUUCCAGACGUUCCGUGUCGAUCCCUACGGCCUGACUUACCAGCAAGGAGCGGGUCUCUUCGUGAACGCGAAGAUCGGCGACUUGCUAGGGUACUAUGCCGGAUAUGAAGAUCCAAUAUCGGCGUACCUGCUUCCACGGAAAGUCUCGUGGAACGUGGUCCGGUCCAAGACACAAGUAGAGGUGACGGCUGCCAUGCGGGCUGGCUAUGCCGAUGCGCAGAACGGCUUGCUCAAUGCCGGCCCGCUUGGCCGGUCCAUCGUGGUGUCGAACGGCCUGGAGGACUUGGGGUCCUACACCAAGUAUCAGGGCCGGCGCUACGUGACCGAGUUCGAUUGGCAAGGCUGCCGUCCGCUAGGCGAAGGGGGGCAGGUUGUCGUGCCACCUGACGGACCGUAUCCGCCACAGUGCUAUGGAGGUAAUCCCCUGCAAGUACGCGGCUCACGCGGGGAGCAGGUGAAGCCACAGGUUUGGUCUUUACAGACCGGCGUCCAGGAGAGCCUUGACAUGUUUGCGAAGACGCUCAUGCGACCGGUGCGGUAUUCUUUCAUCGAAGACUUCGAGCUUCCUGCCUCCAACAACGACGUCGUUCAAGUCAGGCGGUAUGAGCUCAACGAAGAAGGCCUUCGCCAGGCGCGACUGGCCUUCAACUGCGAUGCGGUCUUCAAAUCCAUGUCAGAGUCCGGCGUCCUCAACCGCGGUUCUGACUGCGACGUUUUGCCCGGGAUGUUUGAUCUCACGGCAGCCUCCAACAACAUCCCGUACGUCUGGUCUUUGCCUCAUUUCUAUCUCGUCGAAGCACAGGACAGCACGCAGCACCCGCGGAACAACCUCAUUGGCUUUGUCACGCCGACGGGCCCUAGGUAUCGCAACAUGGUUGUUGUGGAGCGCGAGUCUGGAAGAGUUCUGCAGAGCAUGCUGAAGGAACAGAUCUCGGUUCGCUUGUACAAGGACAACCGAAAUUACUUCUUCACGAAGCACAAGUCCAUCGCGGUGCCUCUGUACUGGAGGAUGGACACCAAAAAUGCAACAGUGGCUGAGCGACAGCUGCUGAGCUCACUGCAGAGCACCUUCCGUGGCCUGGAUGCUGGCUUCUUCGCAUGCAUGAUCCUGGGGGGCGUCUGCUUGUUGGCCGCGCUCUUCGUUGGAAUGCUCCUGUAUCGCGACAACUCCAUCCAGAGUGUGCGCGAGAAGCGCAAGCGAAUCCAGGCGGACCUUGCCGCAGCGAUCCCGCCGGAUUCACGCGAAGAUCGGGACGAUGAUGAGCCUGGCGAGAACGAUGACCUGAUGUGA